AUUGUAUUAAAAACCAGAUAGAGGAACAUAUCCGAAACCACCCUGCGGGACUCCCCAGCUACUUACUAUAGCAUCGUGAGCGGAGUUCGCCCGCAAGUCAUUCCGCAACUAGCCCCCCUAUCUAUACUACUUUAUACCAUAGUCCCCUUAUUAGUCCAUCUAGGCUCGUAUCCUAUUUUGCCGGAUGUGCCAUAAUAAAUAAUGUUACGUAGCCGCCAAAAGUAACUUGAAGACAGAUGAGAAUAUGCCACGGAGAAUAUAAAUAUUUUUUUUUAAUUCCCAAUAACUUAAGUUGAGAUAUUUCUUAGACGUAUAAACCAUUUAGCAGCAGACAUACCUACCUAUACGACUAAUAGUAUUACGAUGGCGCCCUCGUCGUUCAAACUUAACACAGGCCAGGAGAUCCCCGCUGUUGGAUUCGGAACAUGGCAAGCAGGACCGGGUGACGUCGCCAAAGCCGUCGAGCUCGCGCUAAAACACGGAUACAAGUUAAUCGACGCUGCUUACUGCUAUGCGAACGAGGAAGAGGUCGGGCAGGGUCUAAAGGCGGCCUUCGACGCUGGCUAUGCCAAGCGCGAGGACAUCUUCGUCAUGACCAAGGUGUGGAACACGUACAGCAGCCGCGUCGAGCUAGGCCUAGACAAGUCUCUCAAGGCGCUUGGCCUCGAUUACGUCGACCUGUUCCUCGUGCACUGGGCCGUCGGCAUGAACCCUAACGGCAACGACGACCGCUUCCCCAAGCUGCCCGACGGCAGCCGUGAUAUUCUCUGGGACCACGACCAUAUCGCGACCUGGAAGCAGAUGGAAGGUCUGCUCAAGACUGGCAAGACCAAGAGUAUUGGUGUCUGCAACUACAGCAAGCCCUACCUAGAGCAGCUGCUCGCGAAGGCUGAAGUCGUGCCCGCUAUCAACCAGAUCGAAAACCACCCGGCUUUGCCUCAACAGGAGGUUGUCGACUUCUGCAAGGAGAAGGGCAUCCACAUUGUGGCAUACAGUCCCUUAGGUAGCACAGGUGGCCCGCUGCUGCAGAGCGAGGCUGUGGCCAAGGUCGCCCAGAAGAAGGGUAUCAGCGCAGGAACUGUACUGCUGAGCUACCACGUCGCCAGGGGUGCCACCGUACUAGCUAAAUCGGUGACUGAGUCGCGCAUCAAGGCUAACCUCGAGAUUGUCGACCUUGAUUCCGAAGACUUGAAGAUUCUGAACGAUUACUCGGACAGCCUUGUCAAGGAGGGCAAGGUCCUGCGUUACGUGUAUCCUCCCUUUGGAAUCAACUUCGGGUUCCCGGAUAAGAAAGAGGGUAGGAGUCUACCGAAUGGGUUUGCGGGGUGAAGGUCAAGGUGAAUAGUAGAUGGCGUUGUUUGCCAUUUUGAUGGAUGCGCGGACUGCUAUUAGUCUUGUGUUAUGGCUGUGCAACGUAAAGGGGGGCGAUAGUCAGACUAUUACUGUUAGACUACUUAGCUUGAGAUAUGCAUGCUCAUAGGGAAGUGAGUUCUUAGUGGCGCAUUAUAGAUAGUUGAUUAAAUAUUCUUCACGCCCAUCGAUCUCUAUUUGCAAUGUUCAUUAGCAGGCUUCCUUCCUUAGGGGCAGCUAGGCAGUAAUGAAAUAAGGCAACAUUAGACACUGAAAAGAUAACAUCUUAAUAGAGUAUAUUCUCACGUCCCUCAUAACUUUCAACUUGAGAACUUCAUAUAAUAGCACCCAUUAAUAGUGACGAGGUUUAUCUUGCACGCCUGAAGAAUUUGGAAUCCUAACUGUCUUUCUGCCAAACUACCCCCUAGGUACGCUUGUUCAACCCUACUCCGUCUGGUAUCGACAUAC
This is a messenger RNA of Daldinia decipiens, 1818 nucleotides long. RefSeq names its product Aldo/keto reductase. Lineage: Eukaryota; Fungi; Ascomycota; Sordariomycetes; Xylariales; Hypoxylaceae. Bases 364 to 1329 code for a protein of 321 amino acids. The transcript is spliced from 3 exons. Gene Ontology annotation, molecular function: aldose reductase (NADPH) activity. Gene Ontology annotation, cellular component: cytosol. The record is from RefSeq and is a predicted model, not a curated record.